GGAGGAGGGAGGAGGAAGCAGAUGUUGGCCGCGGCGGCGCUUGCCGCCAAGGCGGGAGAGCCGCAAUUCUUGAAAGCGGGCUCACGGCGCAGUCCACGCCCAGGCGCGCGCUGCCGCGCUGCCCCCCGCCGCGCGCUGCAGCUGCUCGCUCCAGCUGCGCGGGUUGGUGGGGGCAGCGGGCCGGGCAGAGUUUCCUGUCGGAGCUGGCGGCGGCCGACCGCGCCCUGCGCGCCAAGACGGCCGACCCCCUCUGCGCACAUUUCUUGGCAUCGCUCGGACGUGUGCAUUUUUUUCUCGGC
Messenger RNA from Prorocentrum cordatum, 299 nucleotides. The record is from the annotation of a GenBank genome assembly. Lineage: Eukaryota; Dinophyceae; Prorocentrales; Prorocentraceae.